GCGCUUGUGUGACAGAGAGAGAAAGAGAGACGUGUCCACUGUACAGCAUAGACGACAAUGACAAUAAAGAUAAUGGUUUAGGCCCAAACUGUACGUGUGGACCAAAACUGCAUUCACUGUUUGUGUCCAAGCAAUAGAUUGAGUGGCUCUUAAUGCGAUGGGAGGAGACGGUGGUGCUGAGCCCGUAAUCCACUUUGUGUUUGUUCAUGGGGCUAGUCACGGAGCUUGGUGUUGGUAUAAACUCACCACUCUUCUCGAAACCGCCGGAUUCAAAGCCACCUCCGUCGACCUCACUGGCGCUGGAAUCAGCCUCACUGACUCUAACACCGUCUUCGACUCCGACCAGUAUAACCGUCCUCUCUACUCUCUCUUGUCCGCUCUUCCUCCAUCCCACAAAGUCAUACUCGUCGGACAUAGCAUCGGCGGAGGAAGUGUCACCGAUGCUCUCUGCAAGUUCACAAACAAAAUCUCCAUGGCCAUUUACCUCGCGGCUUCCAUGGUUCGACCCGGAUCCACCCCUUCUCCACAUCUUUCCUCAAACAUGCAUGCAGAUGCAGGAGAAGAAGAAAUAUGGGAGUUCACAUAUGGUGAAGGUAAGGAUAAGUCACCCACCGGAGUCAUCAUGAAACAGCAGUUUAUACGCCAAUAUUACUAUAACCAAAGCCCUCUUGAGCUAAAAACAAAAGAUUGUACAAAUGUUGGUUUUGUCCAACAUAGAGUGGAAUAAAUUGCGUGCAUUUGAUGUUUACAAAAUUGAGUGGAUUAGGAGUCAAGCACAUCGAGAUUACGAUGGGAGGAGACGGUAAUGAUGAUGAAUCCGGAAGUGUAUCAAAUCUAACAUUUUAAGUGUUUAUUCAUGGGGCUCGGAGCUUAGUCUUGGACUUGGGCCUUAAUACUAUAACCAAGCCCUGUCGAUGGUUACUAACUUAAUUACUGUAAAUUGCAUUCUUGGUUUCUUUGUAACAAUAAAUUGUAGGAUAUAUGUAUUAUUUACUGAGAAAUGAAUAGUAUAUCAUAUUCCAUAAUA
This is a messenger RNA of Camelina sativa (false flax), 1027 nucleotides long. The record is from RefSeq and is a predicted model, not a curated record. Lineage: Eukaryota; Viridiplantae; Streptophyta; Magnoliopsida; Brassicales; Brassicaceae.